Drepanopeziza brunnea f. sp. 'multigermtubi' MB_m1 is the source of this 828-nucleotide messenger RNA. RefSeq lists its product as uncharacterized. The record is from RefSeq and is a predicted model, not a curated record. Lineage: Eukaryota; Fungi; Ascomycota; Leotiomycetes; Helotiales; Drepanopezizaceae.
AUGACCUCCUACUUCUCAUCUCUCCUCACGACGACCACGUCCCGCGUGGCCUCCAUCCGCCAGAAUCUGCUGCCCACGGAGAACGACGGCGACACGGAGGACGACACACACGUCUGCCGGGUCCUACGAGCCUACUACACGGAGAAAGGGCGCGCGUUCCCGACCUGGCUGCCCCCCGACCCCAAGGCGCCCCCUCCGCCCGUCGUGCAGCCCGUGUACGCGCAGUCGAGCGUCGGUUCGCGGUACGGCGGGCUCCAGAACCAAGCCGGCGGUAGUGGCAGCGGCAGCGGCAGCUUCGGUAGCUUGUGGGACAAGCAGCCCGCGCAGCCGGCCCCGCAGUCGGGCUCGCAGAGCCUGCGCCAGGGACGCGCGCCCGGCGGCAUGGCGGCGAGUCGGGGGAGUCCGUUUGCGAGGGAACAACAACAACAGCCGGUUGCGGCUGCGCAGGAGACGAGGGUGCAGGGCUUGCCGAGCGAGCGGGCCGGCAGCUAUCAGCACGUUUCGAGGGAGGAGGCUCGGAAGCAGAAGUUGCUCGGGGGAGGAGGCUUGCGGGCGCCGGCGCAGGCUCAGCGGGCGCAUUCGUACGAGUCCGCUGCGGGAGGGUCGCCGUUUGCGUCUUCUAACUCGCCGUGGUCGGGUGCGGGUGCGGGUGCGGGUCCGGGGUCCUACGAUGAUAGCGGAUAUGGGGGCGGUCGUAGUAUGGGUGGGGGAUAUGGGGCUCCUGCUCCUGCUGCUGCUCCUGCUGCGGGACGACCGGGACUUCCCAACGGACCUGGGGCCGGGAGACGCGGCAUGGGACUUCCCAGCGGACCGAGGGGGUACAAGUGA